Molecule: messenger RNA, 825 nt
Organism: Striga hermonthica
Lineage: Eukaryota; Viridiplantae; Streptophyta; Magnoliopsida; Lamiales; Orobanchaceae
Source: the annotation of a GenBank genome assembly
AUGUUCAUCGACGAGUUCGACGGCCUCGAACCCAACGACAUCUACCAGGCCGCCGAGGCCUACCUCGGUCCAAAACUCUGCCUAAACGCCCGCCGCCUAAAGAUCGGUUGGAGUGAGAAGGACGAGCACUACCGAAUAUCCGCAAAGAAGGACCACGAGCUCGUCGACACCUACGCGGGUCAGACGUUCAAGUGGGUCUGGAUCUGCAGGGAAACCGUGGCCAGGACGAACUUCUUCCACCCGCGCGACUAUAACGAGACCCUCAAGUCCGAGGCUCGCUCGUUCGAGCUCACGUUCCACCGCAAGAACAGGGACCUCGUCGUGGGUUCGUACCUCCUGCACGUCGCGUGCGAGGCCAGGAGGUACAAGCUCGAGAAGAAGACGGUUAAGAUCCACACGGUGGAUCAUGACAUUGUGAGCGACGAGUGGGUCCCGGCCACGUUCGACACGCUGGCCAUUGACCCAGAGCAGAAGGGGAUGAUUUUGCGGGAUCUGGAUAUGUUUCUAGGGAGGAGGGAGCAUUACCAGAAAGUGAGCAAGACAUGGAAAAUGGGGUGUUUGCUAUACGGGCCGUCGCGGACUGGGAAAUCGAGCCUGAUUGCUGCCAUUGCCAACUAUUUGAAGUUCGACGUGUAUGAUCUUAAGCUGAAGGAUCUGCCUGGGAACUCGUAUCUGAGGAGGCUACUGGCGUCGACGGCCAAUGGGUCGAUAAUGGUGGUGGAGGACAUCGACUGUGCCGGCAGUUUGGGCAAUAGGAGUGAUUCUAAUGAGUCACCGGAAUAUGCUGGAAUCGGGGGAGGAGAAGGCAAGGUUGGAUUAUUAUGA